UCAUUUGUUUUCUUCAUUGUGAAAUUUGCAAAACGGCUGAAGUAUUAGAAAAAAAAACUCAAAUGGCUUCGUGGACGGAAGUAUUGACAAAUGCUGCCAUGUUUGUGAUAAUCCAAGCUCUGGCGUUUCUGAUCAUCUCCACUUCUUCCGACGUAUUCUCUUCCAAGAUCACGAUGAAUAAACAGAAGACAUCUUUUGGCUUCAAACUCUCUCGUUCUAUUUCCCAGUUACGCGCUUUGAUCUCCGAUGAUGUCUCUCGAGUCGAUGAAGAAGUAGCAGAAGAGGAAGAAAGCUUCCUCUCACGGUCUCACCUCUCAUAUUAAUCGUUGAUUUCUAUUUCCAUGAACAUUGAAUUGUAUUUCAGACAUUUUACUUGCCAACAGACACAAAACAUUCGAUUUUUCUUUUC
Molecule: messenger RNA, 409 nt
Organism: Capsella rubella
Lineage: Eukaryota; Viridiplantae; Streptophyta; Magnoliopsida; Brassicales; Brassicaceae
Exons: 1
Coding region: 63-323 (86 amino acids)
Source: RefSeq, a predicted model, not a curated record